Molecule: messenger RNA, 673 nt
Organism: Mandrillus leucophaeus (drill)
Lineage: Eukaryota; Metazoa; Chordata; Mammalia; Primates; Cercopithecidae
Gene: ZNRF2
Product: zinc and ring finger 2, E3 ubiquitin protein ligase
Source: RefSeq, a predicted model, not a curated record
AUGAGCGCCAAGCAGAGCGGCCCGACAGCAGUUAACAGUCGCACGCGCGCGUGCUCGGGCUCAGAUCUACUUUCCAGUAGCAGCGGAGGGGCUAAUGGGACCGCGGACGGCGGAGGCGCUCUGACCGCCGCUGCGCGGAGGUUCCCGGCUCAGGUGCCCAAUGCGCAGCAGCUCAGCGCUGCGGCCGGCGCCGCGGCGGCUUCGGCAGCCCCGCGCAGCCGCUGCCUCGGCGGGGCCGUGGGGAGCGUGGCGUCGGCGGCCCGUGCGGCGCAGUCCUCCUUCAGCAUCCCGAACAGCAGCAGCGGCCCCUACGGCUCGCAGGACUCGGUGCACAGCAGCCCUGAAGACGGCGGCGGCGGCGGCGGCCGGGACCCGGGGCCGCGGCCGGUGAUUCGCUCCUUACCAGCUCACCUGUCGCCGCGCAAGUUUGGAGACUGGGGAGUGUUAAAGUGAACAGACACUUUCUCGACUACUGCUAGUAUUGUCCAUCACCUUUGUUUUAAAACGGGUCUUAAGGGUAUUUCCUAACGUUUAAAAGUCUUGAUGGUAUCUUAGAGGGGUUUGUCUGGCUUUAAUUUAUAUCUACGUUUUUUUUCCCACUGUCAAGUAGCUAUUGUUCAUAAGAGCAUAAUAUGAGUGGUAAAAUAGCCUUUUAAUGAUGCGGCAAGAAUGG